This is a messenger RNA of Rhinolophus ferrumequinum (greater horseshoe bat), 3648 nucleotides long. It is a transcript of the gene RCAN2, whose product is annotated as regulator of calcineurin 2. Gene Ontology annotation, molecular function: nucleic acid binding; calcium-dependent protein serine/threonine phosphatase regulator activity. The coding region runs from base 474 to 1205 and encodes 243 amino acids. NCBI's taxonomy places the organism in Eukaryota, Metazoa, Chordata, Mammalia, Chiroptera, Rhinolophidae. Gene Ontology annotation, cellular component: cytoplasm; nucleus. Gene Ontology annotation, biological process: calcium-mediated signaling. The record is from RefSeq and is a predicted model, not a curated record. The transcript is spliced from 5 exons.
CACAGACUCACACAAUAGGAGUCCUUGAAGCCCUUCUGUUCCCGGGUCUGCUGGCUGUGAAUCCUGGCAAAAACUGUGAAAGCCGGCGGGGCACCUUCAGCUGCGUGGGCGGGGCGGACACAGGGCUCCAGCCAGAGGACGCCAGCGCUUCCCCGGCGCGAACGCCUAUGAGGACCUUCUAGGGGCUUCCCGACAACUCCUCAGUGAGUGGGAGUUGGGGGCUCAGUCCGCUCCUAAGAAGUGUCUCUCUUGCAGUACUCACUACCCACUUUGCUUCUCGGCCAAUUUCUUCUCGGCCAGUCACCCUGCGCUUCUGAAUCGGCCCCCUCCCCACUCCGAUCCCCAAGGAGCCCCCCGACCCCGGCUGUAACCCCGAGGAGCAUCUCCCCGCUGAAGCCGGAACUCUUGCGGACAGACUCCUGAGCUGAGGGUCUUCACUCUUUCCUGGGCACCCCAAGUGGAAAGGAGGCGGAAUGAGGGGAGAAUCUUACUUCAUUGGAAUGAGGAGGCCUGGGCAGCGAGGGUACAUCCCAGAAGAUGGAGGACUUUUCUUGCUGUGCUGCAUAGACAGAGACUGGGCUGUAACUCAGUGUUUCGCAGAGGAAGCCUUUCAAGCAAUCACUGAUUUCAACGACCUCCCCAACUCGUUGUUUGCAUGCAACGUUCACCAGUCAGUGUUUGAAGGAGAAGAGAGCAAGGAAAAAUUUGAGGGUCUGUUCCGGACUUACGAUGACUGUGUGACGUUCCAGCUAUUUAAAAGUUUCAGACGUGUCCGAAUAAACUUCAGCAAUCCCAAAUCUGCAGCCCGAGCCAGGAUAGAGCUUCAUGAAACCCAGUUCAGAGGGAAAAAAUUAAAACUCUACUUUGCACAGGUUCAGACUCCAGAGACAGAUGGAGACAAACUGCAUUUGGCUCCACCACAGCCCGCCAAACAGUUUCUCAUCUCACCCCCUGCCUCUCCGCCCGUGGGCUGGCAGCCCAUCAGCGACGCCACGCCAGUCCUCAACUAUGACCUCCUCUAUGCCGUGGCCAAGCUCGGACCAGGAGAGAAAUAUGAGCUCCAUGCAGGGACUGAGUCCACCCCAAGUGUCGUCGUGCAUGUGUGUGACAGUGACAUAGAGGAAGAAGAGGAUCCAAAGACUUCCCCAAAGCCAAAAAUCAUCCAAACCCGGCGUCCCGGCCUGCCACCUUCCGUGUCCAACUGAGCUCACCACUCCGCCUCGAUGAUAAUAUCUGUCUCCUCUUUAUCAUGCUUUUCUCUCCCUUGUUGUUUGUCGAAAAAAAAAAAAAAAGAAUUGCCUUUAAAUCCCUGGGUGUUUGGUUGUUUGAGAUUCCUUCCUUGUAAUCAAGCCUCUCGGACAAAAGGGCUAGGAAAAGGUGAUAUGUUUCCUGAUCAUAUCAUACCCAUAAAGUAUAAUCCAUUAUUUAGAAGGUUCUAGGGGGAAAAAAAGUAGUAUUUUCUUAUUAAACAAUCAGCACGGUCUAUAUCUUCAUUCUCUCCUGGUGAUCUAAGCCAGAGGCACCAGUAACAAAUAGCACCAGUGUUGUUUGUGAGCCGUUUCAGUCGUCCUGACAUGUAUGUAUUGUUUUUUCUCCUGGCCACUUAAGUAGGACCAUUAAGUAACCUUGACUUUGACUGCAUGAGAUAUUCCUACCUGGUCUCACUCAGUCCUCUGCCUCCCAACAUUCCCGGGACAUGCAUGAUCACCAGCAUUUAUUUUCAUGAUUUGAGGAUAUCCUAUAACUCACAGAUGGUCCGCAUCCAGCCAUGUCCUACCUAGAUUAGAAAAAUUAUCAGCAUUGUCCAGCUCAACAAGCCUGGGUAUUAUUCAGUAUUUUGAGUCAAUACUUCAUAACUCUGUUAAAAUUCCUGGAGGCAAAACUGAGCUUGGCCCCAAAGAUAUUCCUCAGUAGAUUUUGAACACCACUUCCGUAUAGAACUUUCCCAGCCUCAUUGGCGAGGCGUGUCCAGGGUGAUAGAGACCGAUUUCAGACAAACCUAUUUAUUACAAAAGUUUCACGGUGUCUGAACGAUUGUUUUUUUCUCUUUGUAUAUUUGUACAAAUGUUUCAGCUGUGCUUUUAAAAUCUGGAUGUUUUUUUAUUUAGUGAUUGUUCAGCCAUUAGCUGCUUAAAAACAUAAUAUAUGCAUUGCUUAUGAAUGCAUUCAUAUAAUAAUACAGAUAAUCUGAUAAUAUUACACUCUAUUAUGGAUAAUGCUGAAUUUUGAAAGGGCACAAAACUUCUCAUGCCAAUAUAUAAAUGAUUAGCCAACAUCUUUGCUAUCAAGACCACUUGUUUUUAAAGUGAAGAUGCAAGUGUCAGUAGUAGACAAUUUGGAUGAAGCUAGAUCUCCAGAAUGUAGCAGCUGCUGAGCAUAUUAAGAGGGAAAGGAUGAGAGAUAAAUGUAUGCCGAUCCUACUCAUGAAAUGCCCAUAUUACUCAAAAAUGUAUUUGUUUUCGAUACAUGUGAUUUUUCUAUUUCUCUAGCCCAAAGUGCAUUACACAAGAUACACCUAUAGAACCAUUACCUUCUGCUAUAUAUGUGCCGGGCCUCAUCUACUCCUGUACAUUAAUGGAUUUCAUUAGCUGCAAAUGCCAAUUACUACGAUGGAGUGGGGAAAUACUUUCAUUACCCAAGCCUCAGAAACACACACAAGAACAAUAACCCAGCCAACGGAUGGAAGGAUGGUUGUGGUUUUUGACUAAGGUGUAUGUUAGUUUCAUCAGAAACUUAAAACAUAGACAGAGCACUCAGAAAUCAAAGUCCGUUCUACUGUGAAUAUAGCAAUAUAGUACUGGACACAGUACAGGUGAAACUGAGGACAGCGUUGCCUGUAGAAUCCUGAGUUUCUGUAAGAAAAAUGAAGGCUCCUCUUAAGAAUAAAAUCUGAGGAGUGUAUACUAAGCAAAUGCUUUGACUUUCCUUUGCUGUGGAGAAUUUUGGUUUUUCAUUGGCAAAUGAACGACUAGACUUAAUAGUGGGGAAGCGUUGCCCUCUAGUGGAAGAGGAAGGUCUCAAUAGCCCUCAGGUAUUGAGAUGAACGGAGAACUGCAGCUGUCAGCCAUUUCGUGCUGAAUCUUCUCUGUCACCUGCGGGUUGUUGGACUUUUUAAGCUACUCAGAAUUUUCAGAAUGCAGGUUCUAAAGAAAUCUGGAUGAGAGAAAAUAUUUGGAAGUGAUUUUUAAAUGUUUUAAAACAGAUACAUCAGACAUUUCCAACCAAAUUUAGUAAAAGUUGAAAUGACCGGUCUGUGUAAUCGUAAAAUAAAGACUCAGUGGAGUGUGUGACCUAAGUGAUUAGACUUGGUGAAAUUGAUUGCAAACUGUCAAUGUUAAUCUGUCUCAGAUCAAGUAAUUCUUUCAUUAGGUUGGAUUUGGGGAGAGAGGAAGAGGAACUUUCCAGAAGAGUGGUAAGAAGCAGGAAAAACUCCUGGAAGUGUAUCAGUGGACGCUCCCAGCACUGUGAAAGUCAGACUUGCCUCAGCAUUUCCAUGACGCACAUUAUGCAAACUUCUUUAGCACUAUUUUAAGUUUGAAAAGUUUAAAUAUGGAGGGGAGGGGGGAGAUUUCCACCACCUGAAUCAUUUGUGCACGUGUAUAGCUCAACGAGCUUAGAUUUCAAAUAUACCUGGUGAAUGACUCUUUG